This is a messenger RNA of Plasmopara halstedii, 702 nucleotides long. RefSeq names its product dolichol-phosphate mannosyltransferase. Gene Ontology annotation, molecular function: dolichyl-phosphate beta-D-mannosyltransferase activity. The record is from RefSeq and is a predicted model, not a curated record. The coding region runs from base 1 to 702 and encodes 233 amino acids. Gene Ontology annotation, cellular component: endoplasmic reticulum membrane. NCBI's taxonomy places the organism in Eukaryota, Oomycota, Peronosporomycetes, Peronosporales, Peronosporaceae. Gene Ontology annotation, biological process: protein O-linked glycosylation via mannose; GPI anchor biosynthetic process. The transcript is spliced from 7 exons.
AUGUGGUCGACAUUAUUUUCUAAUUCUCGCACACGUGGAAUAAGUCUCAACAUGGUUACACAGCAUAAGUACUCGGUGCUCUUACCAACAUACAAUGAGCGUGAAAAUCUACCAUUAAUUGUGUGGUUGUUAGACAAGACGUUCGUUGAUAACAAACUCGAGUACGAGAUCGUGAUUGUAGAAGACAAUAGUCCAGAUGGCACGUUGCAAGUAGCACGUGAAUUGCAGCACAUUUAUGGUAAAGAAAAGAUUGUCGUUUUGGCACGCAAGGGCAAAUUAGGUCUUGGAUCUGCUUAUCGUGAUGGACUUAAGAAGGCAACAGGCGACUUUGUGUUUCUCAUGGACGCAGAUCUUUCACAUCAUCCAAAAUUCAUUCCAGAAUUCAUCAAAAAGCAAGCUGAAGAAAAGUGUGAUAUUGUGACUGGUACACGCUACAUCUCUGGUGGUGGUGUUUACGGUUGGGAUUUACGUCGUAAAGUAACAAGUCGUGUAGCCAAUUAUUUGGCAACAGUGCUACUUAAUCCAUCAGUGUCAGAUCUUACCGGCUACGUCUUUCAAAUGGAGAUUCUUGUCCGUGCUCGUGAACGUCAGUAUUCAAUCACAGAGAUACCCAUUACUUUUGUUGAUCGCAUUUACGCCCUACGACAUUUCUUGAAAAUAUGUCAAUACCCAAAUAUUAGUUUCUUGUCGUACAGACACUAA